GCCUGCAUCCCUUCCCCGAUCGCAUCCCCCCCCCAUCCCUCGGGGCCGUUGGAAGUAGCCACUCCCCCCCCCCCCCCGGCUCCCCCCCCCGGGCCCGGUUCCCCGUUCCGUGGCGGCCCAUUUUGGGGCCGGGGGCUCCCGGGGCGGUGCGGUGCGGGCGGGAGGCGCUUAGGACCCAGCAGCCGGGCGGUGCGGGAGCAUCUCUCGCCGCAGCGGCUUCAGCACCGGCCCCGGCACCGAGCAUCCCCGCCCGGCCCCGCUUCGGGCCCAUGGAGCCCCCCCCGCCGCACAGCUCUGCCCGGCGGAGAGGAGCGGGGAGAUGAGCGGGGUUGGGGGGCACCCCCGGGUGCGCUGAGCACCGCAGCACCCACCCCGCGGCGGGGGCCCCCAGCGAUGCCCCACAACCCCGCACCGUCAGCCCCGAGGAUGGGCGAUGGGCCACAGCAUGGAGCCCUCCCUGCCCGCCCCGUGGGGCUGGAACGGCUCUAGGGCGGCGCGGGCGCUCCAGCCUUCCCCGGGCCCCAUGCCCCCCAACGGCACGGCCGACAGCAAGCCCAAAGACGUGGCUUCCAAAUCCGUGGGGCUGUUCUUCAUGCUGCUCAUCGACCUGACGGCCAUCGUGGGCAACGCGGCCGUGAUGACGGUCAUCGUGAAGACGCCGGCGCUGCGCAAGUUCGUCUUCGUCUUCCACCUGUGCCUGGUGGACUUCCUGGCCGCCCUCACCCUGAUGCCGCUGGAGAUGCUGUCGGGCUCGGCCGUGUUUGACAGCCCGGUGCUGGGCGAGGCCAUGUGCCGGGUCUACCUGUUCCUCAGCGUCUGCUUCAUCAGCAUGUGCAUCCUCUCCAUCUCCACCAUCAACGUGGAGCGCUACUACUACGUGGUGCACCCCAUGCGCUACGAGGUGCGGAUGACGGUGGGGUUGGUGGUCUGCGUGCUGGUGGGCGUCUGGCUGAAGGCCGUGGCCACGUCGCUCGUCCCCGUGCUGGGCUGGUUGGCCCCCGACCGCCCGCCGCCCGCCGGCCGCGGCUGCUCCCUGCAAUGGAGCCGCGGGCCGUACUGCAAGUUCUUCGUGGUCUUCUUCGCCGCCUUCUACUUCCUGCUGCCCCUCCUCAUCAUCGUGGUGGUGUACUGCAGCAUGUUCAAGGUGGCCCGGGUGGCCGCCAUGCACCACGGCCCGCCGCCCACCUGGAUGGAGACCCCGCGCCGGCGCUCCGAGUCGCUCAGCAGCCGUUCCACCAUGGUGACCACGUCGGGCGCCCCCCGCACCACCCCGCAGAGGACGUUCGGUGGGGGCAAAGCGGCCGCCAUCCUGCUGGCCGUGGGCGGACAGUUCCUUUUCUGCUGGCUGCCCUACUUCUCCUUCCACCUCUACACCGCCCUCAGCGCCCAACCCUUGGCGGGGCCGGCGGCCGAGACCGUGGUCACCUGGCUGGGCUACUUCUGCUUUACCUCCAACCCCUUCUUCUACGGGUGCCUCAACCGGCAGAUCCGCGCCGAGCUGGGCCGGCUGCUCACCUGCUUCUUCAAGCAGCCCCCCGAGGAGGACCUGCGCCUGCCCAGCCGCGAGGGCUCCAUCGAGGAGAACUUCCUGCAGUUCCUGCAGGGCACCGGCUGCCCCGCAGAGCCCCCCCCGCCGCCGCUCGGCACCCCCAGCCCCAAACGGGACCCGGCGCCCGUCGAUUUCCGCAUCCCGGGACAGGUCGGGGAGGACGCGGCCGAGGGGCCGGAGCGGGGCGGCGGGGACGGGCCGUGCGUGCCCAAAGCCGGGCUGUAGCGCCGGGCUCGGGGCGGCGGCGCCGGGCGCAAACACGGCUGUGUGCUGGGGAGUCUGGCAAGAGCACCAUCGUGAAGCAGAUGAAGAUUAUUCACGAGGACGGCUACUCGGAGGAAGAAUGCAAACAAUAUAAAGUGGUUGUCUACAGCAAUACUAUCCAGUCCAUCAUUG
This is a messenger RNA of Gallus gallus (chicken), 1945 nucleotides long. RefSeq names its product G protein-coupled receptor 61 (gene GPR61). Gene Ontology annotation, biological process: G protein-coupled receptor signaling pathway. Gene Ontology annotation, molecular function: G protein-coupled receptor activity. Gene Ontology annotation, cellular component: endosome; plasma membrane; signaling receptor complex. The transcript is spliced from 4 exons. NCBI's taxonomy places the organism in Eukaryota, Metazoa, Chordata, Aves, Galliformes, Phasianidae. The record is from RefSeq and is a predicted model, not a curated record. The coding region runs from base 434 to 1774 and encodes 446 amino acids.